This is a messenger RNA of Trichosurus vulpecula (common brushtail), 936 nucleotides long. Its product is annotated as transforming protein RhoA-like. Lineage: Eukaryota; Metazoa; Chordata; Mammalia; Diprotodontia; Phalangeridae. Gene Ontology annotation, cellular component: dendritic spine; cleavage furrow. Gene Ontology annotation, biological process: stress fiber assembly; cell migration; small GTPase-mediated signal transduction. The record is from RefSeq and is a predicted model, not a curated record. The transcript is spliced from 2 exons. Gene Ontology annotation, molecular function: GTP binding; GTPase activity. Bases 1 to 936 code for a protein of 311 amino acids.
AUGGCCGCCACUAGAAAAAAGUUUGUUGUAGUGGGUGAUGGUGCAUGUGGGAAGACAUGCUUGCUGAUUGUAUUUAGCCAAGACCAGUUCUCUGAAGUUUUUGUGCCCGUGUUGUUUGGAAAUUAUGCGGCAGAUAUUGAAGUGGAUGGAAAACAGGUGGAGUUGGCUCUGUGGGACACAGCUGGUCAAGAAGAUUAUGACCGCCUCAGACCUCAAUACUAUCCAGAUACAGAUGCUAUACUUAUGUGCUCUUCCAUAGAUAACCGUGACAGUGUAGCAAACAUCCAAGUGAGGUGGACCCCGGAGGUGAAACAUUUCUGUCCCAAUGUGCCCAUCAUCCUGGUUGGGAACAAGACGUAUCUUCGAAAUGAUGAGCACACGAGACGAGAGAAGAAGCCAGUGAAACCUGAAGAAGGCAGAGAUGUGGCAAAUCGGAUUGGUGCGUUUGGUUAUAUGGAGUGCUCAGCAAAGACCAAAGACGGUGUGAAGGAGGUCUUUGAAAUGGCCACAAGAGCAGCUUGGCACGUGGAGUUGGCUCUGUGGGACACAGCUGGUCAAGAAGAUUAUGACCGCCUUAGACCUCAAUACUAUCCAGAUACAGAUGCUAUACUUAUGUGCUUUUCCAUCGAUAACCGUGACAGUUUAGCAAACAUCCAAGAGAGGUGGAACCCAGAGGUGAAGCAUUUCUGUCCCAAUGUGCCCAUCAUCCUGGUUGGGAACAAGAAGGAUCUUCAAAAUGAUGAGCACACGAGACAAGAGAAGAAGCCAGUGAAACCUGAAGAAGGCAGAGAUGUGGCAAAUCAGAUUGGUGCGUUUGGUUAUAUGGAGUGCUCAGCAAAGACCAAAGACGGUGUGAAGGAGGUCUUUGAUAUGGCCACAAGAGCAGCUUGGCAUGGCAGACUUGGAAAGAAAAAAUCCAGGUGCCUUGUCUUGUAA